AUGCAAAAAAACGGUCUCAUCUACCGGUUGGAUGGGCAGAAAUGGGAGCGGAUUGGGGCGGAUCUGCGUACUGUGGAGAUCGCAGCUGGAGAUGCCGGCCUAUUCCAGCGGCAGAAAGAUGGGAGAUUAUACAAAUACGUUGGACAAACGUCAUGGCAGCUCAGUGAUCCGCAUCCUGACAAUACUCAUCUUGCUAUUGCUAGUUCUGCGUAUCGAGUCAACAGCAAAGGCGAGAUCUAUAUCCUUCGCAAUAACGGAAUCUGGGAAUUACUCAAGGAUACUCCUAACAACACGUCGCCAAAGGAAAGCCCAGUCGGAGUUCAGCCGGAACAAGUUUAUGAUGGGGGCUACCCUAAUUCUUCCCAGGUUCUCCUACGGAUCGGAAACGGAGCUGCUGGCCAAAGCGGGCUUAUUCAAGACCUGGGAGAAGCAUUCAUUAAGUACCGCGUUGCACAUGGCUUCCCUCCCUUCAAGGUUGCCUGGUAUAAGAGUGACACGACAGAGUCGAUCAGGUACCUCAAGGAUGGUAUUGUCGACGUCGCGAUCACCUAUACGCCUGCCGCUGAAGAUAUCGCAAUCAAACAGGGCAUUGCGCAGUCGCCUAGCCAUUACCUAUUUCGAGAGCAUUUGAUGGUCGUAGGACCUAAAUCGAACCCAGCCAAGCUGAAUCCAACCUCGGAUAUUAUAGACGUAAUGACAGCCCUGUAUACAGCUGCUGAAGCUGGGAAUACAACCCCCCCUGUCCGGUUCCUCAGCCGUUAUGAUAAGUCAGCUACCAAUAUAAAGGAUUCGGAACUCUGGAUUAAGAUUGGCCAGGUGCCAUGGGCAAGCAAAUACUCGACAUGGUACCACCAAUAUGUGGCGUAUCCCACCCAAGCGCUGGCUGCAGCAGCUGCAUUGCAGGAAUACACAUUAACGGACUGGGGUACCUAUCUAUCCGUGGAUAAGAGCGUGCAGCAGCAACUGAUAAUCUACAAACGCGGUAGCGACAAUGCGGGAGAUCUGCUACUUAUGCCUGCGCAUCUUCUUGUCGGGACCAAGGCUCAAGACCUUGCUUUGGCGAAGGAAUUCGCUUCGUGGGCGACUAGCCAGGAAGGCCAGACUGUGAUCAAGGAAUUCCGCAAGGCCAGUGAAUUAGUCUAUUCUCCCGCGCCUUGAUUUUUUUCAUGUGUAAAUAGCAAUUAGCUAUAUAGCUUGAGAAUGCCGUACUUUGAUGCGAUAUGGUUCCUGUUUUAUCAAGGUUUCU
Messenger RNA from Aspergillus ochraceoroseus IBT 24754, 1246 nucleotides. RefSeq lists its product as uncharacterized. The coding region runs from base 1 to 1158 and encodes 385 amino acids. NCBI's taxonomy places the organism in Eukaryota, Fungi, Ascomycota, Eurotiomycetes, Eurotiales, Aspergillaceae. The transcript has 2 exons. The record is from RefSeq and is a predicted model, not a curated record.